AUGGCAUCAGCGCCAAAUACAAAUCCUUUACUUGAAUAUUUGGAAGAUGGAAAAGCUUAUGAGUUAGAUUUUGGUGAUACAUGGAAUUCAAUAAACGAUGGAAAUUCAUCGAAAUAUGGUUACCAUACUAUUAAAUAUGAUUUUAAGCCGGCCUCUGUUGCCAAAUCUGAACAAGCCGAGUUAAAUGUGGGUUCAACACAAGAUGUUUCAAUUACAUUACCAAAUGUUGAAGGCUCAUUAACUCAAUCAACGAAAUUUUCUGGAAAUACAAAAUCAUAUACACCAAAAGAAUGCUUGAUGAUAAUUGAUCCUCAAACUGGUAAAAUAGUGCUUGAACGUUUAUCAGCAAAUGUCAGAGUAAAAAAUGUUCGUAUGGAAAAUCGUACUGUAAAUCCACCAAUAAAGCCAGCAGUUCCACGUACCAAUGUAAUAGAAUCUCUACCAGAUAAAAAACCAACGAAACCAACAAUAGCAACAACAACGACACUGGCAACAGCAACUACAAUCAGUAAACCAACAACACAAAAAGUAACAAAUCCUAGUAAACCAAUAGUCAAUGCACCUGUUAAACCAAUGCCUGCCAAGCGAACAUUAUCUUCUGCGGAUGAUCGACUUAGUGAUGAAGAAUCUUCACCAGAUUCACCUGAGACUGCUGCAAUAUCUGUGUCGAUUCCAGCAGCACCGGUGCAAACAAAUGUAAUAGCAAGACGUUCAUCUCAUACAACACUUGAACAAGAUCUUCAACUUAGUGAUACAAGCGAUGAAGAAAAUUAA
Messenger RNA from Rotaria socialis, 774 nucleotides. NCBI's taxonomy places the organism in Eukaryota, Metazoa, Rotifera, Eurotatoria, Philodinida, Philodinidae. The record is from the annotation of a GenBank genome assembly.